AUGGAUGCUCAGUAUCCCUUUGCCUCCCGCGAAGAUAUCUGGCACGUUUUUGAAGAGCUGAAGGAGCUUCACGCUACGCAAUUCGAGCAGGCGGAGCGGAUCGCGAGGCUCGAGCGGCGCAGGGACGAGGAUGCCAGGUUGAAGAGUGUCUGGGGUCCUUUGUCGCCUUUUCCGACCUCCGUUGGGGGCACGAUACCCACAGAGCCGGUCUUCCAUAACUCCGCGGACGCGUUCAAGGGGUUUGAUCAGGGGCACCAGCACGGCGCGGUCAGUACGAUGGGGCUGGACAGCGAGGACGAACCGAGACGGGGUACAUCCAGGGCAAAUAGUGUUCGGUUCGAUGAGAGCGCUAUUCACGGGUACUAUGGCCAGGCCAGCCGAUCCAACAGUGAGCUGCCGCUGAGGACCGGAAGCGGGCUGGGCAGUCAUCCUCUGACGGAGCGAUCGUUGUCUCAUCGAUCGGACGGGCGGCAAAGCUCGUCAGGACACUCGCACUACUCGGCUCGUACCAACAGUCUGGGUCUCGAGACAACCAGUAGGAUGAUGAGCUCCGUCGGCGGAUCUCCUCUCAUUCCUCCGCCUGGACUGUUUCUCCUCGGCCCUGUACCGUGCAUUAUCCGGUGCUGGCUGACGACCAACUUCUCGAACGACUCCCUCCUGUACGCCGCCGUCUGCUCUGGUUCCUAUACCUCUUCGCUUGGCUACCCGAUGAUACGGAGGUUCAGCUUGGAGGACCAGGUCCUGCACGAGGGGGAUGUGCAGUACAUUAAGCUUCCGAUGUACCUCCCGGAGGCCAGUGUGCACCAGGCCUCCUCGCGGUCCAGUAGCCCCGAGCAUCAGGUUCCCACCCUGACCAUCCGGUUCUUGGUUCGGGAGGUCGACCCCGAUGACAAUUCGAUCCAGAUUGUCCUGGGAAGCGAUGUCCUCCGCUCCCACAACGCCGACGUGCUGUUUUCCCAGGACAAGAUCAUCAUGGUCGACGACGAGCGAAACAAGAUCUCCAUCCCCCUCGUGCGUCCCGAAGAUGACUCGGUCUUCAAGUCCAUGUCCACCGCAUCGGAUGUCUCCCGCACCGGGCGGAAAGCCCGUCCGGUUCAAAAAGACAUUCAGGCGGACACGAACGGCCACGCUACUUUCGGCGUGAUUGGACGUCCGACCAGCCUCUCCCGCCGGGCUACAUCCACGUCGGCGUCUGCGCGAGAGUCCAUCGCAGAGUCCGAAGACAGUCGAAAGACCCGUCCGUCGGACACUCAGGAGUCAUCCACGGACACCGACGUCCAGAGAGGCCAGAAGCCCGGCGUGGCAUUCGACAUUCAGAUCAGCGGCGGACCGGCCAAGACGGAGGCAGCUGGCGCUGGCGUCUGGGGCUCGUGGAAACUCGAUACCAAGUCAGACCCGAACGCCUCCGCCACCGGCAAGUCCACUCGCGGCCGUACUAUGAAAGUCUUGCGGCCCACCAAAUCCGCUUCUCGGGCGGCGGUCCCGAAUACCACCACAGUACUGUCUGGCGGCUCCAUCCCUGCGGCGGCGGAUUACGUCGGGACGUCGACGUCGGUGUCGUCGCAGCCCGCGUCGACGCGAGGCUCGCCUGACGGCACCCGUUCCAGCAUCAAGCAGUGGCCCAGCAAUCCCAUUGGAGGCGCGUCCGCGUUUGGAUGGCUCAACACGUCUCAGCCCGCCGGACGCACUGUGAGCACCCCUAAAUGA
This is a messenger RNA of Aspergillus heteromorphus CBS 117.55, 1707 nucleotides long. RefSeq lists its product as uncharacterized. The record is from RefSeq and is a predicted model, not a curated record. The transcript is spliced from 2 exons. Lineage: Eukaryota; Fungi; Ascomycota; Eurotiomycetes; Eurotiales; Aspergillaceae. The coding region runs from base 1 to 1707 and encodes 568 amino acids.